AUGCAGAACAUCAUCGUCCUCCUAGUGGCCGCGCUGUCCGCCAGCAACGUGGCCGCCUCGCCCAUCAACAGUACGCCUACGCCAGCGAUUACCUCCGCUGCGGAGGGCACGUACCCUGCCGCCGCCACCACUACGCCAGCCCCGACCACUGAAGGCUGCACGACCAGGCUCUUCCAUGGCGCCAAGUUCGGAGCGCUCAACAAAGCGACGUGCACGUUCUACGAGUCCUACACCACCGUCACCGAGUAUGUCGAUUGCGGCGGCUGCACCCUGGAGAUGGUAGCAAUGGGUCCUGGACCGGCCGUGCAUUGCAGUGCCAACACCCAGCUGCCGCUCGGAACGGAGACGAUGACGGCUUGCAGCACCACCCCGAACGCCGUCGCUGCUGCUUCGACACCGGCACCGACGACGCAGUAA
Molecule: messenger RNA, 417 nt
Organism: Lasiodiplodia theobromae
Lineage: Eukaryota; Fungi; Ascomycota; Dothideomycetes; Botryosphaeriales; Botryosphaeriaceae
Exons: 3
Coding region: 1-417 (138 amino acids)
Source: RefSeq, a predicted model, not a curated record